This is a messenger RNA of Rhodotorula graminis WP1, 1182 nucleotides long. RefSeq lists its product as uncharacterized. The record is from RefSeq and is a predicted model, not a curated record. Bases 1 to 1182 code for a protein of 393 amino acids. The transcript is spliced from 5 exons. Lineage: Eukaryota; Fungi; Basidiomycota; Microbotryomycetes; Sporidiobolales; Sporidiobolaceae.
AUGCUCAGCAACCCGCACAUCGACCUCCUCGACCUCUUCCCGGCCGCCUCGACUGCCGGCCAGACGCCCCUCGUCCUCCCCGCCUCGUGCCUCGCCCUCGUCGGCCCGGUUCCCUCCAGCUCGCUCCUUCACCUCGCACUCAACCACCUCCGCCAGUCCGACAGCGACGCCCAGUCGCCCGCUCUCCCGCAAUCGACGCGAGCGCGAGGCAAGCAGCGAGCCCGGGACGACGACGACGACCUCGAUCUCUCGGCCGCGGCGGGCGACAGCGGCGAUGAAGGCGGCGGCGACCUGUGCACGAGCAGCUCGCCCGCACAGCAGCGCCGAGUGCUCAUCCUGACGCCGGACGAGGCCGCGCUGCGAGACGAGCUCGCGAGGGAGGGCGACGUCUCGCUCUUUGGCUCCAGGCGCGACGGCGAGACGGUCCGGCUCCUCGACAAGGUCGACAUCCGGUACCUCCCCUCGUCCUCCCACCUCACCUACUUCCUCUCGGCCGUCCACACCUUCUCGAGCCGCCACGCACCCGACGCCCAAGCAGCUUACCGCGACUCGGGCGCCAAGAGCCUCCUCGACCCGACUUGCCUGCCGUACGACCCGACGCUUGUUGUCCUGCACUCGCCGAGCGACUACCUCGACGAGCCGGUCAACGAGGGAUGCGGCAUCGACGCCUACGCGUCCAUCGUCGCGCACUUUCUCUCGACGGGCGCCCGCCUCGGAUCCAGCUCGCCCCUCCUCGUCGUCAUCGACCCUCUCGCAGCCCACACCUCGCUCCCGCUCCUUCCCGCACGCCUCCAGGCCAAGACCAAAACCAAGAAGCGCUCGUUCGGCGACGAGGGCGACCCGGCCCCAACGACGACGACGACGGGCGGCGACCGCAACUCGAUGGCGCUCGUGAGUGUCCUCGAGCGCUUCUUCGACUAUGUCGGCGAGGUCGAACCGAUCCCGCCAGCCUCCCCUCCCGCGCCCGAUAUCGCCCCGCCCGGUCCGCAGCAGCAGCAGCAGUCGCAGCAUCUCCUGCUCUCGUGCGCCGCCUCGCCCCGCCUGCGCACGACGACGCUCGCGCGCCCCGCGAGCGCGCACCUGCACCGCGUCGGGCUCGAGGUCGUGCUGCACCGCGUUGGGGAGGACGACGCCGAGGGGGAGGAGCCGGGCAGGACGAGGAUUGAGGUGAGAGGUGGGUGA